GGCCCCCGCGCGCGGGCCUCGCACCCCCAACCUGAACCCCAACCCCCUCAUCAAUGUGCGCGACCGGCUCUUCCACGCGCUCUUCUUCAAGAUGGCUGUCACCUACUCGCGGCUCUUCCCGCCCGCCUUCCGCCGGCUCUUCGAGUUCUUCGUUUUGCUCAAGGCGCUGUUCGUGCUCUUCGUCCUGGCCUACAUCCACAUCGCCUUCUCCCGCUCGCCCAUCAACUGCCUGGAGCACGUGCGUGACAGGUGGCCCCGAGAGGGCAUCCUGCGUGUGGAGGUCCAGCACAACUCCAGCCGCGCGCCCGUCUUCCUGCAGUUCUGUGACGCCGCCGCCGGCCGCGGGGCCUUCCCGGGCCUGUCGGCGGAGCCAGGUGGCCUGGAACUGGAGGAGGAGGAGGAAGAGGAGCUGACCGUGGAGAUGUUUGGGAACAGCUCCAUCCAGUUCGAGCUGGACAUUGAGCCCAAGGUGUUCAAGCCGCCGAGCAGCGCAGAGGCCCUGAACGAUAGCCAGGAAUUCCCCUUCCCCGAGACGCCCACCAAAGUGUGGCCGCAGGACGAGUACAUCGUGGAGUACUCGCUGGAGUAUGGGUUCCUGCGGCUGUCGCAGGCCACCAGGCAGCGCCUCAGCAUCCCGGUCAUGGUGGUCACCCUGGACCCCACCCGGGACCAGUGCUUCGGGGACCGCUUCAGCCGCCUGCUGCUGGACGAGUUCCUGGGCUACGACGACAUCCUCAUGUCCAGCGUGAAGGGCCUGGCAGAGAACGAGGAGAACAAGGGCUUCCUGCGGAACGUGGUGUCCGGCGAGCACUACCGCUUCGUCAGCAUGUGGAUGGCGCGCACGUCCUACCUGGCCGCCUUCGUCAUCAUGGUCAUCUUCACCCUGAGCGUGUCCAUGCUGCUCCGCUAUUCCCACCACCAGAUCUUCGUCUUCAUCGUGGACCUGCUGCAGAUGCUGGAGAUGAACAUGGCCAUCGCCUUCCCCGCAGCGCCCCUGCUGACCGUCAUCCUGGCCCUCGUCGGUUCUUCUACCUGUACCACUUUGCUUUCUACGCCUACCACUACCGCUUCAAUGGGCAGUACAGCAGCCUGGCCCUGGUCACCUCCUGGCUCUUCAUCCAGCACUCGAUGAUCUACUUCUUCCACCACUACGAGCUGCCCGCCAUCCUGCAGCAGGUGCGUAUCCAGGAGAUGCUGCUGCAGACGCCGCCCCUGGGCGGGACCCCCACGGCACUGCCUGACGACCUGAACAACAACUCGGGCACCCCGGGCCCCCCAGUGGUGAGCGAGGCUGGGUGGCAGAGACUGCGGCCGUCAUCACGGACGCCUCCUUCCUUUCUGGCCUGAGCGCCUCCCUCCUGGAGCGGAGGCCCGCUGGCCCCCUGAGCCCCAGCGGGGAUCUUGCCCGCCCACCCCAGGACACUGCACCCCAAGACGACCCCCCAGUGCCCGGCGAGGCCCCUGCAGUGGCGGAAGUGAGCGGGCCCAGCCCGGCGUCUCCGCCCCCAGUGGUCGCGCCCUCGGAAGCAGCAUCCUGAGCGCUGCUGGCUGCGCAUCCACCUGUUCCUGGCCGCUGUCGCCUCGCCAGCUUGCGUUGGGGAGGCUGUCCCUGGGGGCACGGGGCCUUCCCCUUCCUUGGGCACAGCCCUGCCGUUCUGGUCGGUGUGGGAGUUUUAUCAGGUCUGCUAGGAAGCCGGGUUUCCCCCAGGUGUGGGGCCUGGCCCCAGCUUGUCCUUGCCAGAGAGCUGAGGGGUGGGCUUCGUGGAAGGUUCUGGAAGGGCUUGGCGAAAGGUCUGGAGGCACCCUGCCCAGAGCCGGGCAGAGCCAUGGGGCGGUCUGCGCAAGGCGAGGGCGGAGCUGGGCGGGAGGUGCGGGGCAGCCGCCCGCCUGGUGCUCCGCGCCCCCGUGCGCAGUGCCUUUUUCCCCGCCUGCCCCGGCGCUCACGUCUUGCCCAGGGCUUGGGGUCUGGCCCUGCCCAGGGUGGGAGUGUGCCAGGCGGCCAAACCAACCACUCGGUGCGGAAUGCGGAGCGCGCUCAUUCCACUAUUUAAUUGCGGUGUACACAGUUGUGUGUGUAUAUAGAAUAAACUGUCGACAGCG
Tupaia belangeri chinensis (Chinese tree shrew) is the source of this 2100-nucleotide messenger RNA. RefSeq names its product transmembrane protein 259 (gene TMEM259). Gene Ontology annotation, biological process: positive regulation of ERAD pathway; response to endoplasmic reticulum stress. NCBI's taxonomy places the organism in Eukaryota, Metazoa, Chordata, Mammalia, Scandentia, Tupaiidae. The record is from RefSeq and is a predicted model, not a curated record. Gene Ontology annotation, cellular component: endoplasmic reticulum.